UAGCAAGUCAGUGCGGGUGGUGAGAGUGAGGGAGUGAGAGUGUAGUGGGAGGAAGGGAAGGAUGAGAUAGAGAAAAACUGUAAAAGAUACAGAGAGAAAGAGAGAGAGAGAACCACAUCUCAUCUGCCUGAGAAUCCGUAUGAGAGAAGAAAAAAGAUGGGCACUGUUGAGAAUGGUGGCAAUCUAAGAAGCAAGAUCCAAUUUCGUGGUAUUGGAAGACACACCAAAGUACACAUCCGACCCUUUAACGGACAUGAGCUAGUGGAGAGAGAAUUUGAGGAAGAGGAGAAUGUGGAGAAGCCUAAACCUGUUCCAGUCUUUCAGCUGUUCAGGUACAGUACCUCUGGAGAGCGCUGGUUGAUGGUGGCUGGUGUAGCAGCAGCAGCCGUGGCAGGAGUGUGUCUACCUGGACUCUUCGUGCUUUUCGGCAACGUCACCGAUGCCUUUGUCUACGACAAGCUCCUGAACACUCUCGACAGUGACAACGACACACACCUGCUGAAUCUCCGGCAGGAAGCAGUGCAUAAGUACCCAGCAUACGCCAACCUAACCAGAGAACAAAUCCUGGAACAAGUAAAGGCGGCGUACGAGAACAAGGGCAACUUCUUCGGGGAGGUGGUGAAGUUCGGGGUGGGGACGUGUAUCAUCGGCACUGUGCAGAUGGUCAUGGGUUACAUCUUUGUCACGGCAAUGAACUACGCAGCAGAGGGACAGGUGUACAGGCUGCGAGGGAUGUUCCUACAAAGCAUUCUCCGACAGGAGAUCGGCUGGUUCGACACCCACCAGACGAACGAUUUUGCUAGCAGAGUCACCGAAGACCUGAACAAACUGCAAGAGGGUAUCGGAGAGAAGGUUGGCAUGUACGUGUUCUUCAUGACCAACUUCGUGGCUUCUUUGGUCAACGCCUUCAUUCACGGCUGGCUGCUGACGCUGAUCAUCCUCUCGGUGUUCCCUUUGCUUGGAGCUACCACCGCCCUUAUCGCCAGGUUCCAAGCCAACUUAUCAGCGAGAGAGAUGGAGGAGUACGCGCGUGCCGGCAGUAUCGCUGAAGAGGUGAUCUCUGCCAUCAAGACUGUGGUAGCCUUCGGCGGCGAGCAGAAGGAAAUAGAGAGAUAUGAGAGUAACCUGGUGCACGCGCUGAAGGCGGGUCAAAAGAGAGGUCUGGUGUCUGGAGCCGGGAUGGGCUUGGUUUGGUUUCUUAUCUACGCCGCUUACUCCCUAGCCUUCUACUACGGCACUGGUCUCAUCCUAGAUGCCAGACCUCCUGAGGGCAACGGUUCCUUCAAUCCGUCAAACCUUCUGAUAGUGUUUUUCAGCGUGUUGAUGGGAGCAGUAAACGUGGGUCAAGCAACGCUGUACAUGGAGGCCUUUGGCAUAGCUCGCGGGGCAGCAGCUACAAUCUUCAGCAUCGUGGAGAGGCAGUCAACUAUCGACCCGAGCAGCCCUCAUGGGGACCGUCCUCCUGACGUUAAAGGAACAAUCGAGUUUAAGGACGUGCACUUCAACUAUCCCUCGAGGCCCGACGUGGAGAUCCUGAAGGGAGUGAGCCUGAGGGUUGACCCUGGACAGACGGUGGCACUGGUUGGAGCCUCAGGCUGUGGCAAGUCCACUUGUAUCCAACUGGUGCAAAGAUUUUACGACCCCAUAAAAGGAAGCGUGCUGCUGGACGGUCGGCCCCUCACUUCGCUGAACCUGGGUUGGCUUCGUGACCAGGUAGGCGUGGUGGGGCAAGAACCGGUGCUAUUUGCUACCAGCAUCGCCGACAACAUCCGUUACGGCCGGCUGAGCGCCUCCAUGCUGGAAGUGGAGCAUGCAGCUCAGGAAGCCAACGCCCACGACUUUAUCAUGCAGUUUCCCCAGAAAUACGAGACGCAGGUGGGAGAGCGUGGAGCCCAGAUGUCUGGGGGUCAGAAACAGAGGAUAGGCAUUGCGCGAGCGCUGGUGCGACAGCCUCGCUUGCUACUGUUGGACGAGGCUACAGCUGCCCUUGAUAACCACAGCGAGACGCUGGUGCAGCGAGCGCUGGAUAAGGUCAGCCAGGGCCGCACCACCAUCAUCGUAGCUCACCGCCUCUCCACCAUCAGGACGGCGGAUAAGAUAGUGGCCUUCGAUAAAGGCAGAGUGGUAGAGGAAGGCACCCACGAGGACCUCAUGUUACAGCGGGGUCUCUACUACAAGCUGGUGACAGCCCAACUCUCACCUGGGGAUCUGAACACUCAAACAGGCUCUCAUGAAACCCCGGGUACCAGACCCAGGGAGGAGUUGGAAACUAUGAUUUCAGUGGCGGAGAUCACCCAGGAGAUUAUACAGGAGCUGGCUGCCAAGGCUCCCUCCUCCAGGUGUCCAAGUGUUAGGAGCUCUUUUCGUAGACGCUGUCCUCCUUCGUCCAAGUUCGAUGUUUCUGCACACUCCAAGCACACGGUUUCUACAGACGAAGUGAGUCCUGUCACUGAGACUGACUGCAUUUUCAAUAUUUCACCAUUACUGUCUCAGACAUUCCAGGAGGUGGAGGAGGACGAGGACAGACAGGUCACUCUGUAUAAGAUCCUUAUGAUGAACCUUCCAGAGUGGCCAUACAUCCUGCUGGGCGUCAUCUGCUCGGCAAUGAUGGGCGCCACCACCCCUAUCUUCGCUAUCCUCUUUGGGGAAGUGUUAGGGACUCUGUCACUAGCAGAGGAAAGUGAGGCGAGAAGAGAGGCCAACCACUACGCUCUCAUGUUUCUGGUUCUCGGGACUGUUAUUGCUUUCGCCAUGUUCAUGCAGAUCUACAUGUUUUCACUGUCUGGUGAGAGACUGACUUCACGACUUCGCAAGCUGCUGUUGGAAGCCAUGCUCAAGCAGGAGGUGGCCUGGUUUGAUGACCACAACAAUUCAGUAGGUGCGCUAUGUUCCCGGCUGUCUGGGGACGCUGCUGCUGUACAGGGGGCAACGGGAUCGAGGGUGGGUACCAUCGUUCAGGCCGUCAGUACCCUGGGCAUCGGGGCAGGCUUGGCCCUUUAUUACGACUGGCGUCUGGGUCUGGUCUCGAUGCCUUUCGUUCCCUUCGUCUUACUGGCCAUGUACCUGCAGAGCAAGAUUCUGACGGGGCAGAGCCUCACUGAGUCCAAGGUCCUCGACGAUGCGGGGAAGUUAGCAAUCGAGGCGAUCACCAAUAUCCGGACGGUGGCGUCGCUACACCAAGAGGAGCACUUUGUUCUCAAGUACUCUCAGGGUCUCAGCCAGUGUCACCUGCAGGCUCUCAGGAAAUCUCACGUUAGAGGUGGGACCUUCGGCUUCGCGCAGGCAGUGCCGUUCUUUGCCUACGCCAGUACCAUGUUCUACGGAGGCCACCUGGUCGACCGCCGGGAGCUGGAGUACGAGAGCGUCUUCAAGGUGGCCGAGGCAAUGAUCUUGGGGACCAUGAUGGUGGGUCAAGUGCUGGCCUUCGCUCCCAACUACAGCAAGGCCAGGGUGGCAGCGGCCAGGAUUUUCAGAAUGUUGAAAAGACAGCCGGCCAUACCCGCUUCUAGUGAUGCCAGGCAUAUUCUGAGGGAGGAAGUGAGGGACAUCCAGCUGACUGGUGUGCACUUCACCUACCCGAGCCGCCCUGAUGUGCCUAUCCUGAGUGGGCUGGAUGUGGCCGUGGGCCGUGGGCAGACACUGGCGCUCGUGGGUGGCUCAGGCUGUGGCAAGAGUACCAUUAUCUCUCUCCUCGAGAGGUUCUACGAGGCCACGGCUGGCAAGGUGCUCAUCAACGGGGAGGACGUGCAGCGGCUGGACGUGUCGUGGGUGAGGAGCCAACUAGGUCUGGUUUCCCAAGAACCCGUGCUCUUCGACCGCACCAUCGCUGAGAACAUCGCCUACGGGGACAACACCCGUCUGGUGAGCCGAGAAGAGGUCAUCGCUGCAGCCAAGCAGGCCAACAUCCACGACUUCGUCGAGUCACUCCCAUUUGGGUACGAGACGCGUGUGGGGUCCAAAGGGACACAGUUGUCUGGCGGUCAGAAGCAACGGAUAGCCAUCGCCCGAGCCUUAGUUCGCAACCCUGGUGUGCUGCUCCUGGAUGAAGCCACCUCCGCGCUCGACACAGAGAGUGAGAAGGUGGUGCAAGAGGCACUGGUGAGGGCGCAGAAAGGACGCACCAGUAUCGUGAUAGCUCACCGCCUCACCGCUGUCAGAGAUGCGGACACCAUCGCUGUGGUCGAGGAUGGCAGAGUGGUGGAAACUGGCACGCACAACCAGCUGGUGAAGAACAGAGGACGAUACUAUGCUCUACACAACACUAACCUCUGAGGUAGAGGAGGUUCAGCAGAGAGGUUGCUGGUUUGUGUGCGUUCAUGUGUGUGGGCGUGGUUCUGUGUAUGUGUUAUGUGCACGCACAUGAAGUGAUCUUUGAAUAGUUGUGUAUAUGGUAUAUUACUACGCAGGAGUGCGGAUAAAUGAGUCUCUGCGAGGACUCGCAGUCAGCGGUAUUUAUGAGGCUGUGGAGCAAUGACUGCUUAUAUUCUGAUUACACACAUACAAACACACUCCCUCUCCUCUCUCUCCCUCCCUUUGCCUUUCUCUCUCACUCCCCUUACUCUUCUUCUCUUUCCCCAAUUUCUCUCCCCCUCUGCACUGUCUCCCUCACUUCUCUGUCCCUCUCCCUCUCAAUUCAAUUCAAUUCAAGUUUAUUCUCUAUAAUGGUUACAAUGUGGGGUUUACAGGUUUUGGGUAUUUUGUGGUUUACAUGUUAUAAAAUACUAAUUACAGAGGGGGCCACUAGGACACCUAGCAUGGCUAGGUAUUUCGAGCAGACUUAGAUUAAUUCUUAACAUUAAAUCCUUACAGAUUAUGGUAUUAAGGCUAAGUGACUACAUCAUAAUUUGUGAGUUUACCAAUGUGAAUGCUUUUGUUUUGGCACAAUACAAGGUGUCUAUAUUUGAGUAUCAUAGGCAAACUUAUGACUAGUUAGGAUUUAUUAUUUUAAGGUGGGUGAGUGAGUAAUUUUGAACCACCAGGUGGUUAUCAUGUAGUUAGUUGUCGUGGUGGAUCAGGGAGAUAAGAUGUUUUCUAACUGUAGUUUUGAAAGUGAUGAAUGUGUCUGCAGUUCUAGAGUUUUCAGGUAGGGUGUUCCAGAUUUUAGGUCCUUUGAAAAACAUUGAAUUUUUGUAAAGGUCUAGUCGAACACGGGGAAUGUCAUGGAGAUGUUUGUGUCUGGUGUUAUGCCUGUGGAUCCUGUCACAACUAUCAAGAAAGCGUUUUAGGUCAAGGUUAAUAUUGGAAUUUAAGGUCCUGUAGAUAUAGACUGCACAGUAGUAAGUGUGGAUGUUCUGAACAGGGAGUAAGUUUAGAUCUAUGAAGAGUGGGGGGGGGGUGUUGCCAGGGAUGGGAUUCAGUGAUUAUUCUUACUGCGGCUUUUUGUUGGGUUAUUAUUGGCUUUAGGUGUGUUGCUGCAGUUCAACCCAAAGCACAGAUAGCAUAGGUGAGGUAUGGAUAUAUAUGCGAAUGGUAUAGUGUGAGAAGGGCAAUUUGCAGCACAUAGUAUCGCAUCUUGGAGAGGAUCCCCACCGUUUUGGAUACUUUUUUUGUUAUGUGUUGGAUAUAGGUGCUGAAAUUUAGGUUGUUGUCGAGGUAUAGGCCAAGGAAUUUGCCCUCAUUAUGUCUGGCAAUUAGACACAUACACACACACAAACACACACACACAA
This is a messenger RNA of Cherax quadricarinatus, 5666 nucleotides long. The record is from RefSeq and is a predicted model, not a curated record. NCBI's taxonomy places the organism in Eukaryota, Metazoa, Arthropoda, Malacostraca, Decapoda, Parastacidae.